Molecule: messenger RNA, 828 nt
Organism: Aspergillus glaucus CBS 516.65
Lineage: Eukaryota; Fungi; Ascomycota; Eurotiomycetes; Eurotiales; Aspergillaceae
Exons: 1
Coding region: 1-828 (275 amino acids)
Biological process (GO): peptidyl-proline hydroxylation to 4-hydroxy-L-proline
Cellular component (GO): endoplasmic reticulum
Molecular function (GO): procollagen-proline 4-dioxygenase activity; L-ascorbic acid binding; iron ion binding
Source: RefSeq, a predicted model, not a curated record
AUGGACACCUUUCUCCCUCCCGAGGCCCCUCCAAACGCCUCAGCCCACCUCAUCGACUUCACAACCACCAACCCCCCAAUCCCCGCUUUCGCCAACUCCUUCGCCGCAGUCAUCGACAACAUCCUCACCGAAGCAGAAUGCACCGAGCUCAUCCGGCUCGCAGAAGCAUCCACCUUACCUCCCAACGACACAACCGCAACACCAACAUGGGCACGCGCGAUGAUCAACGCAGGCAACGGCAAACAAACACUAGCCACAGACACGCGAAAUUGCGGCCGAAUCCUGUUCGACAGCCUCGACUUGGCCGAUAAACUGGUGAAAAGAAUGAUGCCGUUUUUGCAGGAGCUCGGAAUUGAUCGGGUCGAGAACAAACUGUUCGUGAAACAGGGGACAGUGUACCGUCUUUCAAGGCUGAAUGAGCGAUUGCGGUUUUUGAGAUAUGAGGGUGGGGAAUAUUUUCGUCCGCAUUGGGAUGCGAUGUAUAAGACACCUGAUGGGAAGGAGAGGUCGUUUUAUACGAUUCAUCUUUAUUUGAAUGGGGAGGGGGAGCAGGAUCUUGAGGCGUUGAAGAAGGAGGAGGAGAGAGUGGCGAGCUUGUGGAAGGAGGAAGGGGAUGGUGUGUUUAACCGGGACAUCAAUGGGAAGCUUCUGGGCGGUGCGACGUCGUUCUUCCCCCGGUAUGAACAGCAGGAUGUGCAGGUUCGGGUGUUUCCCAAGGCUGGGUCGGUGUUGGUGUUUCAGCACAGAGAUCUUCUGCACAGUGGGGAUUCUGUCUUCCAGGGGGUAAAGUAUACGAUGAGGACGGAUAUCAUGUAUUGCGAGGAGUGA